AUGGCAAAGAAGAAGAGAAAGACGCUUCAGCUCGAGGCGUGGUGCUGGUACUGCGAUCGCGAGUUCGAAGACGAGAAAGUUCUACUGCAGCAUCAAAAAUCCAAGCACUACAGAUGUCCACAAUGUCCGCGAAGGCUGAACACAGCAGGGGGUCUUGCAGUGCAUCUUACGCAAGUACACAAAGCGGAUCCAGAAAAGAUCGAGAACACGUUACCUGGGCGAGAUUCUUUCGAGAUCGAAAUCUAUGGCAUGGCAGGUAUCCCGGAAAAGGAUCUAGCAGAAUGGAAGGCACGCCGAGCCGCUCAAAGGGCUGACGGAAACGUACCGACGCAGAACAAACGCCCGCGAAUCGAGAAGCUUGUGCUGUCCAAAGAGCAACUGCGAAUCCAGCUGGAGGCACACAAGGCCCUCAUGAGCGGCAAGGCGCCAAUACCCGGUAUGAUGCCAGGCAUGUUGAGCGGGUUUGGUGCACCUGGACCGUACUCGGUGCCUCCACCAACGCUACCACCGGUCUACGGAGCUCCACCACCGAACUUUGCAAGGCCACCUCCAAGGCAACCGCCGCCCGGUUACAGAGCAGCGCCAUCGCCAACAGGCGGAGUUUCGGCGAACGUGCCCCCGCCCAACGAGCAGGCAGCUUUGAGUGGAGAUGGGCUAGAGACUCACAAGGUCAGAGCUGCAGAUCUCUUUUGA
Molecule: messenger RNA, 693 nt
Organism: Mycosarcoma maydis (corn smut)
Lineage: Eukaryota; Fungi; Basidiomycota; Ustilaginomycetes; Ustilaginales
Exons: 4
Coding region: 1-693 (230 amino acids)
Cellular component (GO): nucleus
Source: RefSeq, a predicted model, not a curated record